GAUCUGUAUUAUAUUUUGGUAAUUCAGACUUACACUGAAGUUUCCUGUCUCUUUACAUAUUUGUGCCUAGUAAAUUUGUUGAGUGUUCACAAAUAACAUAGUUAAUUAAUCAUUGCAAAUUUUUAAUUUAUUAUCUUAUUUAAAGUUCCUUCUUAUCUGUAGUGUGUGGUUCUCCAGAACUCCAGCUUAGAACUCGAGAUUUGAAGAAGUAGGAGGAGUAAUCGAUAAUUGUCCGAUAAUGAAUUAUGUUCUUUAUUAAUGACUAAUACUAAUACUAAUAAUGCCAUCAUGAUCCAUGAAUAAUAAACGGCCUUGUUUUAUUAACUGACAGUAAAUUAUUGUAUUAAAAUAAUGAUAAUUAUAAAUAAAUUUCAUUACGUCAAUCAUCAAUGAGUGUCAGUCACUGUGGGGCAGCAGGCUGCAGCUAAAGGCUAAAGACUUUACAAUCGGCGCAAUGACGUCAUAUACAUCCCAUUACGUCAUUUACGUGUUUAUUUAACUUAAGGGUUUGGGCGGGUUAGGUUUAGGGAUACUUGAGGCUUAGGGUUCAGGUUAGUUUUAGGGUGACCUUUCACGGGUCGUGGCAACCAAGUUGGCGGCUGUGCCGCGAAUUGUCUGAAUUUACAGAAUGACUGAGAAUGUCAAAUUCAACUUUAAUUUGACUUCACAAUAAACCAAUUGACUUAGUCGUAGUCUUACGAAAUAGUCCUAUACAUACUUUAUUAUUACAUAGUCAUAGUAAUGAAUAAAUUAUAAAAUUAUAGUGAUACUUGAUGAUAAUCAUACAGAACAUACUAUAAUUUAUAUUAAGUGUAACACUAAACACCUUCUCCCAACAUUGCAGUAACGGCAAAUGAAAAUACUGAUGUUCCUUCUUUAGUUAUAUCAUUAUUAUGGAUAAUACUAUUAACUAAUUUUGUGGCUGAGCCUAGUCGCUUAUCUUGCUUAAAGUCAUUACUUAUAAGUGAUAUAUUUGAAGUAGAAAUAAAAGAAGAAUUAUAUUUAAAUUUACAGUCAAAGACUUAGCAGAGUGGUUGGUUCCAUUCAUAUCGAUCAGGCAGAAACUGAAAGAAGUUGAAACAAAACAAAAAAGAUAUUAUAAUAAACCGUAUUAAAGUAUAAUGCUGCAGAGGGAAAGAGAAAGCAAGGAAUCAUUUUAAAAGGAACUUGAUUACUUAAUUUUUAAAAAAAAUGGAUAGGCCUAUCUGCUUUGAAAAUUCUCUAAAAGAGUUGGCAGAAGUGGAAAUCAAUUGUUGCCCAAUACAAUAUUAUAUGCAGGACUGCCUAAUAAAUUUUCUUUAAAAAUUCAGGACGUUUCUAUUUAAUUAUACCUAUGCUUGGUAAGGAUUUUUGUUGCAAUGUUGAAGAAACCAAUUUUUUAUAAUUAUAGCCAUCUUGCUGUGGAAAGGCUAUUGGAAAACUGUAACCUAUAUCUAUAUGCUUUGUCAUGAUGCAAGUAACUUAUCUAUCUCACUGGUACCAUGGAUAGUUAAAAUAUUGUAAUUUUAUCAACUUAAAAUGAACCAUAGCAAUAAAAAUCUAAAAAUAAUAAGAAAGCAUCAUCCAUUCACAGGUUUUGUCUACUGUUUCAGAGGGUUCAGAUUUUUAAAAAUCAUUAAUGACUAUGGAGCAUGGCAGUGAUGCUGGGGAGACACUCUACUGUGUUUGUCGAUCCUCAGAUUGUGAGAGAUUUAUGAUGUAAGCUUGAUUCUUUUAAAGGGUUUGCAUGCUUCUCUUGUAAAAGGAACAUAAUUUAGUUAUAAUAUGGUAUAUUUAAGUAGUAAGAGCUUAAAAAUUUAAAAAACAACUUCCUCCUCUCAAAAUAAUUUCUUGCUUUCACCUCCUUGAACAGAGGCUGUGACCAUUGUGAAGAAUGGUACCAUGGAGACUGUAUUGGUGUGACACAGUUGGAUGCUAGAUCAAUCAAACGCUACUAUUGUGAUGCUUGUAGAGGUACAGUAUCCUGCUUUGAAACCUUUAGCAGUACCUUACCAAAAUAGUAAAAAUAAUGUACUUUUCAUCUCUCUCUUUCUUUAAAUCCCAAAAAAUUUUCCAGAAUAGAUUAUAACUUGUUUCUUUAAAAAAAAAAUCAUUGGUCAAUAAGAAGUACCAUAUCUUAUAUUUUUAAGUAUUAAUCUGCUUUAAAGGAAAUAAUAAUUUUUAAAAGUUACAGAUACAAUAAAAAGAGUUGCCUUAUAUCAUCAGUUGUAAUAUUGAUCAAUAUGAACAUUAUCUCAGCACCAAAAUUUAUCUUUAAGUGACCUGAAAAUUUUAAAUAGUUAAAUUUAAUUUGAUGCAUUUUUUUUAACCAUGAUAAUAAUUUUCCCCAUUAGCACACAAUCCCAGUUUAGAAAUACAAUACAAGAAUAAAAAGAAAGAGAGACAUACUGUGAGUGAAUCAAGUGAACAAGACAAAGUUGAAAAAAAGCACAAAGAAUAUAGGACUAAACUUAGGGAGAAUAUGGUAAAAUUAUUUGUCUUAAUUUUAGGUUUGCUAAUUUCAUCCUCUUUGAAAAGUGUUCCCUAAAGUAUCUUUUCUCACACUGUGGUACAUCUAAUAUUGGUUUUCCACUGCUUUGUUCCAGGUGGGAAACAGAUAUGUAACAAAAAUAUGUAUACAGAUCCCAGUGUAUUUAUCAAGCUUGCAUUACACAACAAAACAAAAAAAGUUACAUUGUGAUGUGGUGCAUAGAUUUUUUGUAAUUUAUUUAAGUGGUACAAGAAUACACAAUUUUGAGAACCCCUGAUUUAAAGAAUAACUUGAAAUUUUGUUUGUGUGUUUGUGUAUACAGUAUUAAAAUUUGGCAUGGUUGGUGGUGAGCAUUUUCCAUCUAAUCUUGUAGGGACAUGAUUUAUAUUUGAUUUUAAAAGCUCAACAUGUAGUUAUCUAACAAUAUGUUGUUAUUUCUCAAAUUCAUCAGUAUAUUUAGGUUUUCUUUUUAAAUAUACUUCUCAAUCACCCAUGAAUUAAUUUUUUGUCAUAGAUAAUAUUCUGAGAAAAAUAAGAUCUACAUUUUCCAGAGUUGAUGACCUCACUGAUAUUUUUAAGUAGCUUUAUAAAGGCUUCCAUUUUCCUUGUGAUGAGUUUUUAUACAUAGUUCUCCUUUAUGUGUAAAUGAUUUAUUUUAUUAUUGAAACAGUCUUUCUAAAGCUUUACUUAUGGUGACUUUGACAGAAAGGUCAAGAAAAUCAUGAGUAAAAGUUGGCUAUGGUUUUAGUAUUUUAAUUUUUGAAAAUUGUCUUUGCAAUUAAAAAUAUAUUAAUUAAAAAAUAUUGUAUAGGGGCUUAAUAUUUUAAAAUCCUUAGAUGGAAAAAUAGAGGAUUUUUAUAUGUAAGCUUUGAACUUUUUUUAUUUAUUCAGUUGGCAAAAAGUAGAAUGACUCGAAAAUGUGGUGAAUGUAGUGCUUGCCAUCGCAUUGAGGAUUGCGGAAGAUGUGACUUUUGUAAGGUAAUGUGUGGUACCUAAUCUUUUCAAAUCAAUUUAUAUAACCAUAGCAUCUUAAAAAUUGUUUUUCCCUUGCAACAGACGAGUGAAUAAAAUGAUUAAAAAAUGUUUCCCUUUUAUACAGCAAAGAUGUUAAAUACUGGUAUAGAUCGAAACAAAUGCCCUGAUAAUGCAAUGAAUUUAGUUUAACAUUCUAAAAUACCCUCUUUAAUUUACAUAAUGUUUUAAAUUAUGACUUUCAAGUUGUAGUUGUGGUCAUUAAUAAAAUAUAAUUUAAAAAAAAAAUAAUUUUUUGAUAAAUAUUAAAUUAACUAAUCUAAUGGGGGAAAACAAUUUAGUGACCCGUACACUCUUUUUAAGGAUAUGAAAAAGUUUGGAGGCACAAACAAGCUUCGACAAAAGUGCAGACUCCGACAGUGCACUAGUUAUGUGAGUAGGCACAAACACAUGGUAAAAAUUUUUGCUGAUUGCCUAAACAAUUAUUUAAAUUGUUUAACUUUAAUUACUAUUGGGAGUUUUGGUAUUCAUUGGUUUUAUGAUGGCAACUUUUGGCUCGUCCUUUAUGGUCAGUUGAAAUGUUAGCGACACAUAAAAUGCUGCAGAUGUUUUUAAUACCCAUUAAUACUUAUAUUUAAUGACAGAAAAGUUUAAACUUAACUAUCACAGUGCACGAAAGAUAAAUAGCAAUUAUCCCCUGAAAAUACAUUGCACAUUUCUAGCCCCUAGAUGAAAUUUUGAAGUUCUUAAUUAUUACACAAAUUUUUGUGUCUCAAUAAUCUACAUUUAUGAAAAAGCUGAAAAAAAACAUUUUCUCAUUAACUUCAUAAAACACAGGCAAAAUUACAUACAUUUUCUGCAUAACCUAGUCUUCUUCCUCAAAUAACAAAUUUAAAAUAUUUCCUUUCAAAUAUAAAAAAAUUUUGCUGUUUCUAUUCCUACUUUUAUAUUACACCGAUUUUAUUCUUGAAAUAGGGUUUGUCAUUAUCAGAGAAGGGGUCAGUCACAGGUGGAGAUACACCUUCAGAGAGAGCAAUGACAGAUUUUUCUGAUUUUGAGUGAGCAAUUUAUAAAACUACAACUUUAAUUUUCUUUUAAAUAAAUAAUUCAUACUUAUAUAGCUGUAUCACAAAUAAGGGACUAAAUCUAACCUGAUUUGUCUUUCUUGUAAAGGAUUUUCUAAAUUUUUUUAACAUAAGUUUUUGUUAUGCUCUUAAUGUAAACAAUCUUUUUUUUAUAUUUUUACACAACAAUUUAUUUAGGAAAACAAUGUAUCAAAUUCUGUCAUUAAGUACAAGAUGUUGCAAAAUAAUCCAAAAACCAUUUGUCUGUUUUUGAAAUGGUUAGGGACGACUUUGAUGAAGAAGAGGCUUAUGAAAAUGUUAAAGUGGCACCAAAGAAAAGAGAGCGUAGGACAAGCUCUUCAGAAGCUUCACCAAAAAAGAAGAAAGAGAAAAAAAAAGUCAAGCAUAAAGAAAAGUUGAAAAAAUCUCCAGAAAAACCGCAGGUUUGUGUGUAAAUUGGCCUUAGGAAGUUAUGCAUGUUAGUUUUCUUUGACAAUCUUUGUUGAACCCACAAUAUGUUAUAACAGUCUGUUGCCGCCAAUACUAACAUUAAUAUCAUAAAUGCAAAUUACAAAUUUUGUGUGUUUUUGUUUUAAAAGGGAGGCAUGUCUCAUAACUAGUUUUAAUUCCUUCGUAAUUGAAAAACAAGGUAAAAACUUUAUGUAUUCAUACCUUUGUUUAAAAUUUGAAUGGAGCUGAAAUUUUUGAAGGUGUUUUGUUAAAUCAUUCUUGUAAGACUUAUAAGUUGACCCUUUAAAACAAAAGCCGCAUAUAUUUGAAUUAUUCUUCAUGAAAGUGAUUUUGAAGAUAAUUUUGUUGGCAUUACUCAUGGUAGUGACAUUAAUGAAUUGACAGUGGACCUAGCAGUUCAAGCUUACUACCCUAUCAAGUACUAAUGAAUUUAUUAGGCGUUAAAUAAAGACAUUUAAAGGUCAUCAAUAAAUUGAUUGUUUAAAAAUUAUAUAUAAAAUCCCAAAUAGCUUAACAUUUUCUAAACUGAAAAAACUGAAAUACAUAUUUUGAUGAUAAGCUGGUGUGAGUUAAAAGCAGAAUAAAAUUAUUGUACUCAGUUUAAAGGUCAAUGUCAGGUUCAUCUUUAAUGGCUCACAGAAUUUUGAAAUUCAUACUGCAUGAUUUUCUUGGCCAAUUUACUUUCAGAAUAUGUAUACCAUAUGUUCCCCUGGUUUCAUUUUGUACUAGUUUUUGAUAUUUUAAUGAUGUGCUUCAGAAAAAGUAACUUGACACUAUGUGUGUUUAUUGGAAAUUAAAGUGUUAAUUCUCAAAGAUAUGAGCUUAAUGAGCAAUACCUGUCCCAUCAUUGGAUAUCAAUAAUAUUAUUGUAGUAUGCUUAUUUGUAUUGUAACUUUUAGCCUUAUACCAGUGGUUCUCAAACACCCCCCUCCCCCUUUUUGGGGCAUAAAGUCACUCCUCAUGCUCCCCUGUCUUUUCCCUUUAUAAAUAUUCGUGUAACAUUUUGCGGACUCCUUAUGGAAGUUGCAUCCGGGCAAAAAUUAUCUUCCACCAAAUACUGUGUUGAGAAUGCAACAAGAAAUUUAUUCCAAAAUGCAGAAAAUGAUAGAAAAUAUCCUACUAUACUCAAAACUCUUGAUACCAUUUCUCAAAUUUUGGAUAACACUCAAUAUAUUUUUUCUACUUCACCAACUGCGUCAAUCAAAUGGAUUUAUCAUGUCUUUUGUGAUAUUCAUGAAAAGAAAAUCCUAAAAUCACUCAGACUAUUUUGUCUAGCGCAUCAAAAUGGUCGUAAAAUGCUACAAUCACAUCCUUCUCAAUUUUCUCUUCUAGCUCAGAAGAGUUUGGAAAUAAUAAUGGGAUAUGUGUUUGUCAUAAGCUUGAAUGGAGCUGAUUUUCAUACCAAAUAAAGGAAACUGAUUUAGUUUUAAAGAGAUCUCAUUCCCCUGAUAAUGAAAAUUAAUUUUCAUUUAAUUAGUUUUCAUUUAAUCUACACUGUGUCUGAAAAAAAAGGGAACCCUUUUGAUAAUGAUUGGUCAACGAAUAGCACGUCUUGAAGCCUAUGUUGAAGCAAAUGGUCGAUAUUUCAAACACACUACUAAUAAAAUCAAAUACUGUGUUAGAAUUAAAAUGAGUUUUAUAAUUUACCAUUUGUUUUCAUCAUUUGUUCCCUUUUUUCCAGACACAGUGUGGAAAAUAUUUCUGAUAUUCCGGUACAAGCUAUGUCUCAUGCGAUAUCUUUGGAGUCUGCACCAAUAGAGGCGAUUGUGUGCCCCUCACCCCAUAAUUUUUUUUCAUUGUUUUGCUCAUUAUAAAAGUUGAUCCAAACUUUUAUCAUUUACAAAAAAUGUAUUACCAAUAAGCAAAGAUGCAUUGUCUUGAAAGUCAACUCAUCUAUUGGUAAUGCCAACGCUUUGGUAUGCUACUAAAAUGUAUCUUCCAUUUCCGCAGUCUUGUUACUCAGAAGUUAGACCAUAUAAAUAGCUGGUAAGACAAUUGUUUGUGAAUUCCCUGAUUUAGCAAUUAGCUAUUCAAUGGUGUUUUCUUGAGAAGCAAUAAAAAUAUACUUGUCAAUCUUCGGCUCAUUUGUAGAGUCCAUUUACCACUGUUAAAUGGUGUCAUCUAAUAGCGCCACGCUACCGAUCAGUAUUGUUGUUACCUAUAGAAGCUUGUUACAUCUUUGUAAAAAUUAGGUCAAGAGCCUUGUCUUCAUGGACUGUGGAGAAAAAGUGUAUAUUAUGUCGAUCCUGAAUUUUCUUUGAAUUCAAUAAUCAUAUUAGUAUAUAAUCUUUCUUUAAAACAAGUAAAAUAAAAUGCAUUUCUGAUAUGAUCCUUCAGUGCCCCCUUUAGCAAUCUCCUAAGUUUUUCAGUGACCCCCCAUAGCUUUCAAACCACCCCCUAGGGGUGGUACCACCCACUUUGAGAACCACUACCCUUUACAGUAUUUACAGAACCAAAACUAUCUCUAAAAUAAUUGACAUUUUUUUGAGAGAGCAAACUGUUUUCUAGAACCUGUUUUUAACAUUUGUUUUGUUUCUUCUAAUUCACUGUCAGAAAUCCCGCCAAAAGUCAAGCUCACGCCGCCGUGUUGAAGUUGAUGAUGCCCUUGAAACAGAUGAUGACAUGCCCCGACAGUGUUAUGGACCUGGAUGUGUUGAGCCUGCAAAAGUGGGCUCUAAAUAUUGCUCAGAUGAAUGCGGCAUGAAACUGGCAAAGAGGUAUUUACACAACUAAAUUUAAAAAAAAAAAUUAUGACUUAAAUUUAAUUAAUGGUCUUUAUGUAUUUCUUCAAAUGUAGAGGCUGGCGGGUGUGUCCUUGCUUUCCUUGAACCCUAAAUCCACAAAUGAUUUUAAGAGUGAAGUAUUUUAAAAUAAUUAAUACAUAAAUGAAAUACCUUACAUUAUACAAAUAUUUUCAUCAAAAUGUUUUCUUAAACUCUAGCCGAAUCUAUGAAAUACUGCCCUCAAGAAUUCAACAGUGGCAGAGCAGUCCGUGCGUUGGUGAAGAGAAUAACAAGAAAAUACUAGAAAUGCUUCGCCAGGAGACUUUAGAUGCCAGACUUAAGCUGCGUCAACUAGAUAUGAAGAUUCAGGAGCUUGAUGCAUUGGUGGACAGAGGAAAAAAUCUCACCAUGAUAGCUGAGCAGGAGGUUGUCACAUUUACAUUUCUCUCAUUUGUGAAAAACAAAAUGGUUCACUUUUGGAUGUUCAUCAUUGCAAGAUUUGUUAGCAUUACUAAGAAGACACUUGAGUUUAAGAUUUGUACAGCAAAUGUUCUUGUCUUCAUUUGGAUUGGCUUUUUAACCUGAUUUCAAAGCAUUGCUUUAUGUAACCCAUGGGUGGUUUCCCUUGGUCAAGCAUUUCAAAUUUGUUACCAUUGUUUUCUUUUGCAUAAAUGUUGUCAAAAUUUUAAGAGGGUCAUAUUUUUAAUUGUAGGGUUUGGACCAGGAAGAAGACACAGAGCUUAGUGUCUACUGUGUCACUUGUGGCACAGAACUGAAUCAAAAAGGCGCCCUGAGACACAUGGAGAAAUGCUAUCUAAAGGUGAGAUCAGCCAAGAAGUUCCUGAUUUACUUGAUGCUACUCAACAUGCUAUCUUUCUUCCGGGGCGCGUUCUGCAGGCGACUCGAUAGCAUAGUGCUUUUUUCAUUGUUUGUAAUGGUAUUUGAGUUUUUUUUAAAAUGUUUUCUUUGGAAUCAAGGAGAGUUAAAUAUGUAAAAUGUGCCUUGGGCUAAUAAUCUUGUGUUUUUGUCUUGAGUAACAGUGGUUAAAUUGUAAUUUUUGGACAUCAUAGGCUUCAGCGAACAAUAUUCACACCUCCAUGUUGGAAUCAAAAGAUCUGCCAUAAACAACCAACAAAAGGCAGGUCGACUACAGACAUUAUAAUUAUCUAUGAUCUUGGAAAAAAAUCUGAGAACCCCUUCUGAACAAAAAGACAAGGCUCUGUUUAAUAUGCCAACAUUAACUCAGGCACCUAACAGUUAUUUUGACCACACAAUUCUCCUAAUGCUUUGCUACAGACAAAUUUAGAGAACAACAAAAAAGGAGACAAGGUCUUUCAAGCCUGAAAACAAUAUGUGCAAUGCAAUGAAAAAAAAAUCAAUUUAUUUGGAUUAAUAAAAGAAUCUUCUCUCAUCUUAUUACUUAUUAAGCAUGAGUUAUUAAGUACCGGUAUUCUAUUUACAAAACAAUUUCACAAAAAAUUGAAUUUUUUGUUAUCCUCUUCAGACAAAUAAUCUUUGUAUUAACUUUUUCUCUUCUACAAUAUUUUCUACAGUUUGAAGCACAGACAUCUUUUUGGUCAUUGUACAAAACACGUAUUGAAGGCAAUUCUAUGUUUUGUGACUUCUACAACCCCCAGCAGAAAAUGUAUUGUAAACGGCUUAAAGUGCUUUGCCCAGAGCAUACAAAGGAGCCAAAAGUAAAUGGAUUAAGCUUUUAAUUAACCCUUUGCAGACUGAUCUGCUCAAAAACAUCUUAAAUUAAUUUUUAUGUUUAUUUUGGUAUUGAAUACUUUGAUGUGCUUUGUGGGUGUUAUUUUCUGCAGUUAUUUUUUAAAGCCUAAUGAAUGUUUGCAGAUAACAAAUUUUCACAUUAAUUUCCUACUUUAAUUAUAUUAUUUUGUGAUGGAUAAUCUUCAAAUAUUUCCUGACAGUUUAAAAAAAAUAAUAAUUUACUAAGCAUUCCACGAUACACUUUUAAAUUUUUUUUUUUAUAAUAAAUGUAAUGUUAUAUAAAAGUGUGUAAUUGGAUAUUGCAGAGAAUAUUGAUAUAAAUUAUAGGAAAGGUUUUGUAAAAAAAAGACUUCUAAAAUUAUCAUCCCAUAGCCAUUGUUUUCAAUUUCAGUUUUUAAACAAAUGGUCUAAACUCAACUGACUUCUUAACAUAUUCUUUAGGUUAGCCCAGAUGCAGUCUGUGGGUGUCCUAUUGCUACUGAUAUUUUUACAGAGGGAGAAAACUUGUGCAGAGCACCUAAGAAAAAAUGUGUAAAACAUUUUUGCUGGGAGAAACUGCGUAGGGCUGAAAUAGAUAUGCACAGGCUCAGACAGGUUCUAUUUGUUUUUAUUAUUAUUUUAAGUCUUUACCUGCUAUUUAAAGCUAUACAUUUUUUAAUUGUGUUUGAUUUUUUUUUCUAAACAAAUGUUAUUGACUCAUUCCAGAUUUUCGCCACUAAUCCCUCAUUACUUUGUUUCUAUAAAAUUUACCUUAUUGGUGCUAAUUUUGAGCAGUCCAACACUCGACAAGGGCUUUCUAUUAUCACUUUACUAGAUUGAAAUAGAGAUUACUAAAUUUGGUGCUAAGAAGAAUCUAAAAGUAAAAGUAUGCUUAUUUGUAUAUUCAAGCAGAAUGUCAACAUCUUCAUAUCCAUCCAUCCCUGUGGCGCUACAGCCCAUUUAGGGCUUUGGCCUGCCUCACCACUUCCUUCCACUCAGACAUAACUAAUGCCUUUCUUUUCCAUGCUUGGACUUUCAGCUGCUGUAGAUAUUUUUCCACAUCAAACAUCUUCAUAUCAUUCUUAUGUUAUAUUAUUCUGGGCUAGUAAGUAAUCUUUUUGAUCAGUUUCAAAAACCAAAAUUAUUUGUUAACAAACUGAACCUGUAUUUCCUUACAGUGGAUGAAACUUGAUGAUUUAUUUGAACAAGAACGCAACAUACGGAUGGCCAUGUCCAAUAGAAUGGGAGUGCUAGGACUCAUGUUGCAUCAGACAGUUGACCAUGAUCCCAUGACCCCAAUGAAAUCAACAGCUUCAUAGGUACAGAGUUCCCAAAUCACAACAACCACAUUACGCAAUCACUCAUACAGACCUGGUUACUCUUACAAUUUUGGCAUACGAUUUUGAGAUGUCUUUUAUGAUUUUACACCAACCCUUUUCAGAACUAGUAUUUUAAGAGAUUGGGUUGAAAAUAUAUAUCCUGUUGUUUUUACGAUUCAAACGAAUAAAAAAUACAUUUUCAGUUGUGCCCUAGGGGAGGAGGGUCUAAACAUUUAAGGCUAUAAAAAUAAAACCGCCACAUUUUUGUGAUGAUGGUCAUAUCGUUGCUUUGUGUUUUCAUAUUGAACUCACCAGAUAUGGCAACAGUAACUGGUAGUCACCCUUGUGAAAACUUUAAUAUCACCUUUUUUUGCUUCUGUGCUGUAUGAUGUAAUUUUGUGACAUAAUUAUUCACUCAACUGAACUGCGUGAUUGUAAAUACUGAGAAAAAAAUUGUUUUUUAAAAAUGAGAAUGCAUUGUCAGCUGUUCCACACAGCAACAUUAGAUUUCUACAUAUUUUAUAGGUUCUAAGAGAGCCUUUGAAAUCUAUCUAGACGCACAAAACAGCUGUACUAUUUGGUACCCAGGUCUGGGUCCAUUUUGACUCAGUGCUAUUCGGAUGUCAUUUGUGGUAGUUUAUUUUUGUUAAACUGGAUAAUUAAGUUUACAAACAUAUAGUCCAUUCAAUUAUCUUUCAUUUGAUACCUCAUUUUGUCUCACAAACCCAAAAAUAAUAAUUUUAAAUAAUUUUUAAUCCCAACCUCUCACUUCUGGUACCCGGUACGAAUAGCCACUUCGUAAAAUUAUACUAGAACUAAAAGUGUAAUGUUUCCUUAGAAACAUAUAUACCUGGUAUAUUCAUUUUAUGGAGGGAGUUGGUCGGCUCCUUUUACCACAUUCAUUAGUAGGGACAUAAUGUUCUAGUGCAAUUUUCUUCCACAGCUAACUAUUUUAAGAUGAGAAUUUGGAACUCAACGUCAAUGCACAUCAAAUCUCUUAAAUUUAAAAGAGUUUCCCCAAUUUAUUACAACAAUUCUUAUUGGGUGCGUAGUGUAGAAAAGAUUAAGAAACCCUGUCUUAAAAGAAAUGCAUAAGCAAAAUUUUAUGAGAUGUAGCUCCUUAUUGUAUAAAAUAAGAUUCAAACCUUUUUAUCUCAAAUUUUCUAUGUGAACUUGAUUUUAUUUUUCAGUAUUGGUGCAAGUGCUUCUCUGCACUUAUAAUAUAAGUUAUAUUUAUAUAUUUUUCAAAUCUCCAAGGCAAUUGGAACAAAAUAAAAGAAUUAAGCUUACCAAUAAAUAAACUGAAGAAAGUAAAAAAAGAGGUGGCAAAACAAACAAAAUAUUGAUUCUCCAUUUAAUUUUAAUCAUUUUUUAAUCUUAAAACUUAAUUAAAGUGAAAGUGAAUCAUAUUUUUUUCACAUGGAAUUUUGCAGAAAUAUUUAUUAAUAGCUGAGUACCCGGUAGAUCACAAGAUUUGCCUCUUUUGUUUUUCUAUUAAAUUUAGGACUUGGCAAUUGGUGGACUGUACAGUAGCAGUAUAUAAAAUCUCCCAGCAAAUUGUAAUUGAGUGGAGACGCUUCUGGCAACAUCUUCAAUCCACUGUCGUUUUGGAAAAAAUAUAAUGAACAUAGUUCAAAGAUGAGAGCUGUUUAAAGGAAAUUUUGUAGUGGCUGAUCCAUUCUGAAUCAAUAUACCGGUAAUCAUUUACUUUCUGCUUCCAGUACCGGUACUGGUUUUAUUUUCAGAUGUCUAGAUUAUGUUAAAUAAAUUGCAUAUAGUAGAUAUUUCAUGCAUGAAUUUAUAAAAGAAUGACAUGUUUUAUCACUUAUGAAGUCUAAUAGGAAAUUUAGACAACCAAAGCCUUCUGUUUCAAUGGUCUUUUCAAAAGUUUCCACUAAUCCCCCUCCAUCCUUGGAAUCUGGCAAAAGUGAACAGGAGUGAAACUCAUUUUCUGCUAACAUUAAAUCCAUCAAAAUCAGAUAAACCAGAUUUAAACGCAUUUUUUUUGGAACUGAAGCAAUUUAUUUGCCACCUUAUGAAGACAGGUAACAACCAAUUAUUGAACUAUUCUUAACUGCAUUUAUAUUCAGAAACAAAAGAACAGGUUGAUAUUGUUCUUUGUCAUUUGGAUAUGUUUUUAUUAUACAUUGUAAAAAAUUAUAAAAUAAAUGUGAACAAAACAAAGUUUGAGCUUUACAUUGUGAAAAUGAUGUCAUUUAAUAAAUUACACUGUCACCUUGUCUUAAAAGUCUUAAAAUACUUCAUGAAUUUCUGUCAAAUGGUUCAAAUUUUUUUUUUGUUCAUUAACAUGACAAAACUGAAGCGAUAAAUAACUUUCCUAUUGAUAAUGAUUUUAUUUAUCCUGCAAUAAAGUUGAUAAAAGUGCAAGCUCAAAUAAAAUAACUAAAUACAAUGAAAUAUAAAAGAAUCAUCCAACACAGACAAUAAUAUAAUUGUGAUUGACAUCUAUGCUCACAUUAUCACUUAAAUCUCUUUAAUAAAAAUUGAAAUACAUGGAAAUGGAAGAUAUAUCAUGCUUUAAAAUCUCUAACAGAUUGUUGAACAGUAUAAAUGUCAUCGUUACUGGUAAUGAAAUUUCAACGCUAUUGAUUAAUUAAGAACAGGCAAAUGUUUUUGUUCAAGUGAUGGCAAAAAGAGCACAUUUUAUACCAAGAAUUAAAUAAAAUGUAGUUUUGCAUACAGUUAAAACAGUUAAAUGUAAAUAAUGUAGUGCAUAACAGAAGUUCCACUUAUAAAAAAUUUUAUUAAAAAAAAUCGUAUUUCCAUCUUUGAUGACAAUCACAACACAUUUUGUCAAGAAAAAUGCAUGACAAAAUUAAUAAUAAAAGUCACUUUUUGAAAACUAUGCGACAUAACGCAAAAGUUGGCUUCAGAUAUGUGUAUCAUCUAUUAGAAUUUAGAUCCAACAACUUUUAGCUAAAGUACCAGUACUAAAAGUAUUUUUUUACCAACCAUUGGACUACAGAGUUGUUUCAUGGAUGGAAAUGUAUAGUUACAAACCUUAACUAUUAAUAAUAUUAAUAGCGUUCACUGUUACUGUUAACAUUUUAAAUAAUAAAAUCUAAUUCUUAAAAAAAAUUAAAUUAUAAUUUAACUCAUACAUUAAUGUCAAUUUUUCUCAAUGCCAAUUAUUCAAAAUGUCAGUUAAUUCAGUUAUCAU
Molecule: messenger RNA, 13910 nt
Organism: Lymnaea stagnalis (great pond snail)
Lineage: Eukaryota; Metazoa; Mollusca; Gastropoda; Lymnaeidae
Source: the annotation of a GenBank genome assembly